Cylindrotheca closterium is the source of this 1020-nucleotide messenger RNA. Lineage: Eukaryota; Bacillariophyta; Bacillariophyceae; Bacillariales; Bacillariaceae. The record is from the annotation of a GenBank genome assembly.
AUGAAGCUUCAACAAUACUGCCUCGCCCCUCUUCUUUGCGCAUUGUCCGCCAACAUGUCAAUGGCAUCUCCAGCACCAUUUGAAGUCAAACUCGAUGAACCUGACAACCGCGAUUAUGGAGAGUUUGGUCGAUCGGUGAACAAGCCGAAGAAGAGACGAGUCGCCAAACAUGAACCGACCGAAGCUGAUCACAUGUAUCGCGAACUCAUUGAAGAUGUACAACUUUUGGACUUUGCUUCCAUGUCGAUGAGUAUGGGCAUGUCACUUGACGACAAUGUGGAUGCCCAAGUCGACACCACCCCAGCGCCAUCCGCAUCCGUCCCUACUGCCGCACCCACUGCUCCACAAACGUCUGCACCAACAGAAGCCGCUGUUGCAACCAGUGCAUCUUGUGAUGGGCAACCUCAAGUGUUGAUUAAUAUUCCCCUUGAAGUUGACACUGCCACUGAUGAUACGGAAAUUGAAACCUUGAUUGCCGAAGCUCUCAUGGAGACUCUUGCUGAUGAAUACAACUUUUGUGGGAGCCGCCGUCGUCUUGAAGAUGGAUCGAUUGUUGUGGAAGACUUUCAAUUGGGAACUAUUACUGUCACCAAGGAUGCCAAUGAAACUUGCCCUCCGCUUGAUCCUUCCACUAGUUGUCAUGUUGCAAACGCUGCAAUCGUUGUCUCUGGCGAAACUGAUGGAUCCGCAGCAAAACUUCGAAACUCUCUUGGGUUCCUUUUUGAAAAUGAUGUCAAGUUCAUUGAGGAGCUUCCACUUUCGGGAGUGAUUGAAGUCAGACUGAAGGAAGGGGGCGAGGAAUCUGAAGCCAAUUCUGCAAGUGCAUUUGGGAAUGCCGCACAACCAACACGAUCUGCUGUCGUUGCCAUCUUGUCGACUGCAGGAAUUUCCAUUGUUGCUGCUAUUAUUCUCCGAGCCAGGAGAAAGGAGGCCAACAUGGCUGCUCAUGACAAGUAUUGUGAUGAAUCUGAUAGUGAAGGAGGCACUCUUCCAAUCAACAAUGCAUCUGGCAGUCAUUAA